AUGAAAGGACCAUUUUGGAAGACUGUGACAUCGCACUUUUUCUUCACGCUUCUUGGCAUACUUUUCGGCAUCGCCUGGAGCUACUGGCCCGUUGGUGGAUUCUCCAAUGAUGGAUAUCUCUCACCAUCAGGUCACACUCCCGAAGUCUGGUCGUCCGAGAAUUUCACGUUCACUGGCGAGCCCUCCGCCCUAACCCAAUCCGCCUGGGCCUCCCUCAUCCCCAAAGGCAAAGGCUUCGUCGAACAUCCGCACAUCGCCUCCCCACCCAAAGCGGUCGCCGCAUACCACCAAAUUCACUGUCUCCACGGCAUCCGCAUUGCGUACUACUCUCGCGUCAACGAGCUGCACAAGCUGCAGGGCAAGCACUCGCUGAUCAACCACUACAUCGAGAAUAUGGGCGGAGAAAGGGGUCUGUAUCAUUUAGAUCAUUGCUUUGAGUAUCUAAGGCAUGCGCUGAUGUGUGCUGCGGAUAGUAAUCUAGAGGAUUUGGUUGUGGAUGAAGAGACGGGGACCGCAGUGGCGCCGGGGUGGGGGACGAAGAGGGUGUGUAGAGAUUUUGAGAGGUUGGGAAAGUGGAGCGAGAGAUGGAGGGCCUCAGAGGACGAGACAAUCUUAUGA
Messenger RNA from Paraphaeosphaeria sporulosa, 618 nucleotides. RefSeq lists its product as uncharacterized. NCBI's taxonomy places the organism in Eukaryota, Fungi, Ascomycota, Dothideomycetes, Pleosporales, Didymosphaeriaceae. The record is from RefSeq and is a predicted model, not a curated record. Gene Ontology annotation, biological process: mycotoxin biosynthetic process. The transcript is spliced from 2 exons. Bases 1 to 618 code for a protein of 205 amino acids.